AUAAAAGCUGGUGAUGAUGUGACAGGUAGCAAUAUUCGUCAAGGGCUUGAGGAAAGCAUUGAAAUCUAGUUUGCUAGUAGCAUCUCAUCACAGACUGGGUAAAAUGGAGUUGCCAUCAUUCACAAUAUUUCCAACUGAUGAAACUGUAAGUAUUAUCUCAAUCUAAUUGCUUGUACUUACAACUAUAAAGCCAUGCUAUAAAAUAAGUUAGGGAGCAGCAGCAAACAUCAGCAGAGAAUGGAUUCGAUCCAAAUAUGUUAAUUGUAGCCAAGAGUAUCUAGUGCAGAUGUCUCCAAUAGCACACCUAUGAGUAGCUCGCCAAACAAUUCUGAAGGUACAUGCAAUUUUUACGUGUUCCACCUCAAACUGUCAUUAACAAAUCUCACAUGUAUCAGACACCACAAGAGCCCAGUUACGCUACUAUCUAAUCAACGCAACUUUGACAUUAUCCCACCCCUGCCAAUUAAUUUCCAGCAAUAUUGCUCGUCUGUGUGGUGCACGCGUUUGUCUAUCACUCCGUGUGUAGCCAGUUGAUGUGAUUAACGUUUUGUGGGUUAACAGAAAUAAUUUCCCCAAAACCUUCACAAUUAAAAUGUUAACUGCAAAGUAGGCUUACCUGGCAGAAGUAUAUCAUGAGUAAGUAUAUAAUGUGUAUGGAUUAUUUGUUAUUUGCUAACUUUGCCAUGAACUGAGCAGCAUCAGUACAGAACCAUAGCUAGACUGGCACAUUCCUCACUGGCUAGAUGCACAAUUAAAGGGGAAUUAAACUCAACAAUCUAAAUGUGUUAGUUUUCUUCCAGACCCCCCAAAAAAUGUAUUCUGAUGUGAUUUAACCAUUGACAUGGACUCACAACAUCCAGUUGUGUUGUUUCUAUAUGAGCAAUUGUAAUUUUGAGUGAAAAACUUAAAGAAAAUCAAAACCAGGAAAAAUAAAAAUGAGAAAACAUAAAACAGAAUUUGAGAAAAAGAUCUCAGCUUUUAUAGGGCCCCCUUAGAGUUGUUUAUUAACUAUUACUUUACCAGGUAUAUUGGCAGAAAACAGUGCACUACUUUCUCUUCUACACUAAGGACCUGGGGAAGAGUUUCAGGGGAGAUGAGAAGAGAAAAAUCUGCCUAUUUGAAGGCUAGAAAAAAUGAGUCGCUCGUGACCUGUUUCAUUAAAAAAAAGUAGCUCUCAUGCUAGAAAAGGCUGGAGACUCCUGAUCUAGUGUUUGUCUUUUGAACUCCCAUACAAAGACCACAUAAAAGUUUCACAUCAACAUUAAUGUGGUUGGAGAGAAAAACAUUGUAUUUUCAACUCACCACUUUUAGUACCCAAAGUACCCAAGAUUCAGAUCAGGUUUUGGAUUAGACCAGUUUUCUGGAAGGGUUGUUUAUGAUGUUUGUAACAAUGUUUUUGUAGUCUGUGUUCGUGCAAGUAUGUGGUCAGUCUGUGUAUGUAUGGUAUUACAUCUACACAGAGAUGAUUUUAGUCAUUUUCAUGAUUUAAAUUCAAUACCAUUAAUGGCCUGCUUGAAUGUUCAGAUUCAGUGCUUGUAGCAAAUGUUUCUAACAGACACACAAACUUUGCCCCAGUAAAACCUGAAACAUCAGCAUCAAAAUGUCUAUGGUGCGCACAAAAGAACUGUCACCUUUCCCCCUAUAUUUAUCUCUGUCCUAGAUCUGUGUGUGUGGUGUCGACAGCGAGCGUGGUGAACCUGAGCCCCUCUCUGUAGCCCCCCUGGAGCGUUAGCCCCUCCAUCUCACACAGAAGGAAGUGGGACAGCGGUGUGGUUUUUCCUGUAGAGAAACAGGAUCUGGAGAUUACACAGAGGACUAUGAGGGUGGCUUCACUGAGACCCCAGGGGGAAUGUGUGACAAGUCCUGGGUGAGGGAGUUCCGGGGUCUCUACGAACCCCCUCUGUUCUGGCUCAUCUUCGCCUUGGGCGCCAUGGGCAACCUGAUGGUGGUCUUCAUCUUUACCACGGUACGCCACCGCCUCAAGACCAUGACCGACGUGUACCUACUCAACCUGGCUGUGGCUGAUCUCCUCUUCUUGGGUACUCUGCCCUUCUGGGCCGCUGAUGCCACCAAGGGCUGGGUGUUCGGCACGGGCCUCUGUAAGAUCCUCUCGGCCGUCUACAAAAUCAACUUCUUCAGCAGCAUGCUGUUACUCACCUGUAUCAGUGUGGACCGCUAUGUGGCAAUUGUCCAGGUCACCAAAGCUCACAACCUGAAGAACAAGAGGCUGUUUGUCAGUAAGCUGGCCUGCCUGGCUGUCUGGAUCAUUUCAGGCCUCCUGGCUCUGCCUGAGUUCAUCUUCGCCCAGAUUAAGCCUGACCACAGGGGGAGUUCCUUCUGUGUCCUGGUCUACCCCAACAACAUCUUCAACCGCACCAAGAUCCUGGUGCUGGCUCUGCAGGUCUGUGUGGGCUUCUGCCUGCCCCUGCUGGUCAUGGUGCUGUGCUACUCGGUCAUCAUCCGCACCCUGCUGCAGGCCAAGAGCUUCGAGAAGCACAAGGCACUGAGAGUCAUCUUCGCCGUGGUGGCUGUGUUUGUCCUCUCCCAGCUGCCAUACAACGGGCUACUCGUGGUUGAUGCCAUGCAGGCCGCCAACACCACCAUCACAGACUGUGCCAUAUCGGGCAAUUUCGAUGUCGCUGGGCAGAUUGCGAAGAGCCUUGCGUACACCCAUGCUUGCAUUAACCCCUUCCUGUAUGUGUUCAUUGGAGUUCGCUUCCGGAAGGAUCUGCUGAGGCUGCUGAGGCAGUACACCUGUGGCCUGAACCAGAGAGGCCUCAGUAAGAUGCAGGCAGUCCCCAAACGCCCCUCCGUCAUGUCUGACACCGAGACCACCCCUGCCCUCUCCUUGUAACACAGCCUCCCUGAGACCACUCCCCCCAUCUGGGAGUUACCACAUACACCCACAUAUUCAACAUCACCUCAGAUCAUACAGUUGGGUUGAAUCCUAGCUAAAGAUCUGUGUGCGCAAUUCAAAUUUCUCAUUGACAUCCAUACAUUUAAACAUGAAAGGUUAAUACCAGGGGUCUCAAAGUUAGGAUUCAGCCCCCUGUGAAUGCCUCCGACCUCAUCAUUCCUUCCAUAUGAUAUCAUAGGCUGCUAUGGACCGCAAGUUUCCAGGGCGACAAACCCAGCUGCAUCCUGAUUACAUUGGUAUUUUGCCAGUGUAUACAUUCAUUGUUGUUUACAUACAUUACCAGUCAAAGGUUUGGACACACCUACUCAU
Messenger RNA from Coregonus clupeaformis (lake whitefish), 3226 nucleotides. Its product is annotated as C-C chemokine receptor type 9. The record is from RefSeq and is a predicted model, not a curated record. NCBI's taxonomy places the organism in Eukaryota, Metazoa, Chordata, Actinopteri, Salmoniformes, Salmonidae. Gene Ontology annotation, molecular function: C-C chemokine receptor activity. The coding region runs from base 1850 to 2854 and encodes 334 amino acids. The transcript has 3 exons. Gene Ontology annotation, biological process: chemotaxis; G protein-coupled receptor signaling pathway; immune response. Gene Ontology annotation, cellular component: membrane.